Mycena citricolor is the source of this 5487-nucleotide messenger RNA. Lineage: Eukaryota; Fungi; Basidiomycota; Agaricomycetes; Agaricales; Mycenaceae. The record is from the annotation of a GenBank genome assembly.
CGCAACCCUCUUGUGCCAUGUCCUCCCUGGAAUCGUUUCUCGGCUCCCUGCUCGUAGGCACGUGGCUAAACACGGCUCUCUUCGUUCUCGAAGUGCGCUACGCGAUCAACUACCUCCUGCAUCCCAUCGCCCGUGCUGAGCGGUGGUACGUGAAAGCAACGGUCGCAGCGUGUCUGGUCACGGACUCCAUCACGGUCGCGGGGCACUAUGCCGCAGUGUACUUGUACUGCGUCACAAAUUGGGGGAAUAUUGCGUAUCUGCCUGGACAGCAUCAGCCUACGCGAGUCUACUCGUUUGCUAGCGCUCUGACGACAUUCAUGGUGCAAAAUUUGCUUAUAUACCGAAACUGGAAAGCAACGAGAAUAUGGCCGAUUGCGGUCUUUCUCUGCUUGUUGGCAUGCACUACGCUAGGAGCUGUUAUUCGCACGACACAAUAUCCCCAAAAUGUCACCAGGGCGCAGGUUGUUGUUCCUGUCGUACUAUCGUUGGUCUCUGCGACGUGCACCGAUAUUGGCAUUGCCAUCUGCCUUGUCUGUCAGUUACAUUUCAUGCACAGCGCAACGACCUUUUCUGGAACCAGGAACCCCGCUCCUGAUGCUCCAUCACUCCGCGCGCAGAUGUGCACCUGUGCUGCACGUGAUCUGGUGGCUUGCCCGCCGUCCCGCCGUCCAUCUACGGCACUGCACGUGAUCACUGCUCAGCAUCGCGCGCGCGCAGGCGACAUCCACGCCAAUGUGCGUCAUAGCUGUGAUUCCAGGCAUGAGACACUUAUCGGGUUGCGCAGGGCAAGAAUCAUCCGUGAGCCAAAGGGGACGGUGUGGGUCGCAGGCGAGCGUGCAAAUCAAAUCGAAGAGUGGCGGCAUACGGUUCUCACGAAGCUGGCAUGCUUCCGAGAACUGCAGGCGGUGUACAUGCCUGCAGCCGCCGCUAUCAUUGAGGAGGCUGAAGCCCGGCGCGUCCGUUCAGCUUCAAGCCCUCGGCCUGAACACAUCAAGCUAUGGAUGCCGAGCGAGAUGCCCUCAUUGUUGGGUCCAGCGCGGGGUUGUGUGGCCAGGUUGUGUGACAUUGAGACGAAGCUGCGGGUGGCGCAGUGCGAGAACUCACUCACACUGGUUCGGGCGCGUCUGCAUGCAAAGAGGCACCUGAUCAGCUUCCGAAAUGCGAACGUGACUGGCCAGAACCAGUCAACAAAGGCACGGACACUGAUUAGCAAAGUCGGGGAGAAGGUGACAGCAAGCGCCAACCGGUAUCGAAGGGGACGGCAGGCUCUGGUGGAGGCUGGCCGCUUGGAAAAGUUCCAGCAUCUGCAAGAGCUCAAGGAUGAGCACCUGCAGAUGAGUGGUGCAGCUAUGGAGACGGACACAGAAAGGACAGAUGCUUGGACAGCAAAGAAGAUUGGGGCGCUCGGAGCAGGGCGCGUGCCAAGGCAGGACCACGGAUUGUCGAAGCAGGUGAUAUCAUGGAUCUGGACCGCGCCCGGAGCUUGGGACAACAAGGAGAAAGAUCUGCAUGACUCAAUACACGUGGAAUGGGGUCAGGCGCUGGCGCGUCGCGAUAGGUGGACCAAGGAGGUCUUGCUGCUGAAGGAGGAGAUGUGUCGGCACUACGGGUGGUCGAGCACGGGUAUCAGCUUCGGAGCGCCGAGUCAUCCGGUCGUGAGGCAGUCGGCUGCACUGCCGCCGAUGAGGGACCCGGGUGAGGAGGAGAUCGAUUCAGAAUCUUCGGUGGCUUCCAAAGGGCCGGAUAAUGCUGUCAAAGAGGAGGCUUGCUGUGCCGCAUAUGGACGCCUAUUUACACACAUUCUCAUCAUCAAUUUGAAAGUCCGCGCUGUCACUGCUGACCAAUCCUUCCUCCGACUUUUCACAUCUCGGGCCACGCGCCAUCGCCAUCGCCAUCGACAAGCCAAUCUCGCACCGCCGCAGACGAUCGAGGAGGAAGAACGAGGAACCAAGAAAGACGACCACACAGCAAGGAACAUGAGCCGCCAGGCCAAGACGAUGCCACCGCAGCCAUCGAGCGUGUCGAUCGGCAAGCAGCCCAUGGCGUAUCCCAACGCACCGGCCGGGGCCAAUGCCAAUUCCAACACCGCCAGCGCAGGUGGCGGAGGGGGGCAGCCUCGCAGCGCACGCGCCGCGUCAAAGGCGCCCGCGGCGUACCCGCCUCCGGACGCCUCUGCGAAUCCUGGCGCCGCCAACGGGGCGAAGGGGAAGGGCAAACCUGCUGCCCAGGCGGCGGCGCAGGCGAAGAUCUGGAACACGUCGACGUCAGAGGAGCGGGAGCGAAUCCGGGACUUCUGGCUUGCGCUGAGCGAGGCGGAACGGCGGGACCUUGUGCGGAUCGAGAAGGACACGGUUCUUCGCAAGAUGAAGGAGGAGCAGAGGCAUAGCUGUGGAUGUGCGGUGUGUGGACGCAAGAGAUCUGCGAUCGAAGACGAGCUGCAAGUGCUCUACGAUUCCUACUACGACGACCUCGAGCAGUACGCCAUCCAACAGCAGCAGUACCUCUCCUCCCUCGCCGGUGGGCGGGGUGCGCUCACCACCACCAACAGUGGUGCCGGGACCGGAAUCGCUGCAGGUAACCCAGGCCAGGCUCAGCGCAUCAAGGCCCCACCCGGCCCAGGGCCUUUCCCCGGCAGCGUUGAGGUGGACCGAUAUGGCGCAGUCGUGGGUGGGGCAGGUUAUCCUCCGCGAGCCACGCAUACGAAAUCUAAAUCCGGCUCGAAGCAUGGCAACGUCAGGACGAAGAAACCGGGAUCCAAGACGACGACGACGCCCAAAUCGAAGCACGGCAAAGCGGGGACGGGGAAAAACAAGGCCAAGCACAAAAGCGAGUCCAAAGUCAAAGCCAGGCUGGAAGCAGAGGACGUGUACGAGGAGGACCCGCCAGACGAGGAGGAUGAGGACGACGACGACCAGGACGUGGAUGAACCGCUCGACGAUGAGGAAGUCGAAGUCGACGUUAUGAAUGGCAAGCGCAGUGGGAAGCGUGUCAGAGGCAAGAUUGGUGCUGGACGGGGUGUCAAUCCCAGCGCGAAUGGGGCCAUUGACAUGAAAGGGAAGAUGGCGGCCGGAGUCAGCGUCGGCGGCUCUGGAGGCCCGACAUCAAUCUUGACUGUUGCCGACGAUCUGCUCAAGAACGACGGUCGCAAAUUUCUGGAGAUGAUGGAACAGCUGGCCGAGCGCCGACUAGCGCGUGAAGAAGAGGCUGCAGAUGGCAUCAGCGGGGACGACGACGAGUCAGGCUCAUCGGUCGGUGGCGAAUCGGACGAUGACGACGACGGGGAUGACUCGGAGGAGGGUUCCGAGGACCUCGACGAAGAAGAAGAUGAUGAACAGGAAGUCGACGAUGGGGAGUCGGUGUCCGGGACCGAUCGGUCCGAGCUUUCUGAUGAGGAGGAAGAGGACGACGAGGAAGACGAUGAGGAUGAUGACGACGAGUCCGACGACGAUGAGGACGAGCCGCUGACCGAAGAUGAGAAGAUCAAGGAGGGUAAGCGGAUGUUCAGCAUCUUCGCCGCGCGAAUGUUCGAGCAGCGAGUCCUGCACGCGUAUCGGGAACGAGUCGCACAGGAAAGGCAGCUGCAGCUCAUUCGAGAGCUCGAAGACGAGGACGAGCGCAAACGGGAGAACGAGGCGAAGAAGCAGAAUGUCAAGAACAAGAAGAAGGACAAGAAGAAGCAGCAAAAGGCCGCGAAAGAGGAGAAAGAGGCACUCAAAGCCAAGGAGAAGGCUGCGGAGGAAGCGGCUGCGAAGGAGAAACAGGCGGCACUGGAGGACGAGCAGCGAAAGCGCCGAGACGAGGAACGUAACAAACGCAAGGCUGCUGAGGACGAGCGCAAACGCAAGGCUGCGGAAGAUGCUGAGCGAGAGCGGAAGAAGGUGCGAGAGCGAGAGGAGGCGCGCAAGGAGAAGGAACGGAAGGAGAAAGAAGCAAGAGAGGAGAAGGAGCGGGAGCGAGAGCGAGAACGGGAGAAGGAGAAGGAGAAGGAGAAGGCCGCUGCAGCGGCUCUCGCAGCCCAGCGCGCAGCCGCAGCCGCUGCCAAGGCAUCCGCCGCCAACCAAGUGCCAUCAUCAUCGUCCUCCUCCUCUCGGCCGAACGGCAUUACUGCCUCCCCGUCAUCAUCGGCCGUCCCGCCGAAAAAGAUCAUUCUCAAGGCAUCGACUUCCUCGUCUUCAUCGUCGUCGGUCAUGUCGCCCGCGGUCACUCCCACCCGUCCGACUCCACGGACCGUUGCUCCGCCUACGCCAGUCACUCCGUUGAUCUCGCAGGCCGCGAUUGGCAUUCCGCCGCCGACACCGCAGACGCCCAUCGCGGCUCAUGCGCCAGUGCAUGCAUACGCGGCCCAAACACAGAAUCCAGCAUCUCCUCGAACAGCGUUUUCGUCGUCGUCGUCGUUUGGGGGUGUUCCCUCAUUUGGACACGGUGCUCCGAGUGUUCAGGUUGCCCAACAUCAGGCGCAUCAGAUUGGGCAUCAGCAACCGAUUGGGCAUGGCCUGGGAGUGCAUCACCCUCAGCAGUCACAGCACAAUAUGCAUCACCAUCUCACGCAGCUGCAUCACCCAAUUGGACACCAGCACCCGAUCGGACACAACGCGAUCGGGCAGCCGCAACAUCCGGGGCUCGGAGUGAUAGGCCAACACCCGCAUUUCGUGGGGAUGCAGCAGCAGCAGCAUCCAAUAUCGCUCGCAGCCGGGAUUCCCUCGCCCAUCGGUCCGCCGCCGAAGCAACUCGCCCCCGGUGCCGGCCGGCGCGCAUCGCUGGGCCCCGGCAGCGUGAUUGGCAGUGGCAUCGGCCUGGCCGUGUCGCCUCCCACACCCAUUGGACGACCGACGCCGAUCGCUCGGCCCGACAUCGGGACACGGAUGGGCGGCCGCAACCGGUCUCCGAGCCCGAAGACCCUCGGCUCGUCGGCGCUGUUGGCAGACGACGAUGAGCUCGUUGUGCCCGUGCGCCGGGGCGCCAAUGUCGGUGUCGGGUGGGGCGUACCUGUUGCCGGUGGCGGCGGGUGGAAUCACCCAGGGGGAGGUGGUAGCGGCAGUGUGCCGGGUGGAGGGGGCUUUUUUGGCCGCUCGGGGCAGUGAUAUGUUUGUUUUGCUGACAUAGUUACUCACGUACUUACUGACUCACCCAAGAAGCUAGUACUGUCAGUAGUCAGUCUCCUUUUCUGUUUGUCUUCGCAAAUGUCUUUUCGUACGCAGCGUGCAUCCGUGUGGAAAUCAUACCUUGAUCUAGGUCACUUGAAGCGGAAAGUUGGCACGUGCCCGAGCGGAGGAUCUGCACGUGCAAGAUGUCAGCUGCACAAUCCACGGGCGGUGUUCCGGCUUCCCAUCACCUUGACGUUCGUGCAGCUUCGCUGCGAUAUCCCCCUGUGCGCCGUUGAUGACCCUAUUCCCGAAGCAUCGCGUUCUCUAAUAUCACGCUUGACAACGCUGACGAUCCAAGCGAAGGUCGCUCGAUGGCCUGCCAACACAAUGUGACAGGAUGCCA